Messenger RNA from Plasmodium relictum, 1824 nucleotides. RefSeq names its product MFS-type transporter, putative. The coding region runs from base 1 to 1824 and encodes 607 amino acids. Gene Ontology annotation, biological process: transmembrane transport. The record is from RefSeq and is a predicted model, not a curated record. Gene Ontology annotation, molecular function: transmembrane transporter activity. Gene Ontology annotation, cellular component: membrane. The transcript has 2 exons. NCBI's taxonomy places the organism in Eukaryota, Apicomplexa, Aconoidasida, Haemosporida, Plasmodiidae.
AUGCAAGGUUACAUAGGAGAUAAUUUUAAGCUGUAUAAAAGAAGAUGGUUGAUGUUAUUUUAUUUUUCCUAUUGUUGUAUGGUUGAUAAUUUAAUAUGUUUUACAUUCGCUCCAAUAAAUAAUAUUUGUUAUGAGUUAUAUGGAAUUUCAAAUAAUAUAUUUCCACAAGUAUAUUUUAUUAUUUAUUCAAUAUUUUCAAUACCUUUAUCUUUUUUAUUAAGUGAAUUUUCAUUAAGAACAAACGUAGUAUUUAGUUCAUUAUUACAGUUUAUUGGUUGCUUUCUAAGAUAUUUAUUUUGGAACAAUUUAAAACUUGUUAUGUUUGGUCAAUUUCUAUCAUCAAUUGGCCAAAUAAUUUUUGUUAACGCUCCACCAGAAGUUUCUUUAAUUUGGUUUCCAGUUGAUGAGCGAAUUAUUUCAACAAGCGUUUCUAUUAUUUCCAAUGUAUUAGGAACAGCCAUAAUAUAUUUAUAUGCACCUUUUAUAGUGAUAAAUAAAGAUGAUGUAAAAGAAUUAUUAUUUUCCAUUUGCCUUAUAAGCUUUAUUGGUUCAACUUUGGUAAUUUUUUUUUUUGAAAGUUGUCCACCUAUUCCCCCAUCAAAAACAGCUGAAGCAUUAAAUUUAAACUUUAAUAAAAAGAAAAAUAAUGAAAAUGAUAAUUAUUAUUUAAGUUUUGAUAAUUCAGAAGUAACUAGAAGCAAAUUAAGCUUAAAAAAUUUCGGAAGAGAAUUAAAUCGUUUUUUAUGUGAUUUAAAGAUUGAAGUAGUUAAUAUAUUAUCAAAAAAAGAUAUUGUAAAGAUAUUAAUAAUAUUCUGCUAUUCAGAAUGUCUGAUUAGUAGUUUUUCGGCUGAUAUGUCUAUUGUUUUAAAAGGAAUAUCCGUAAAUAAAGGGUAUUUUGCUGUGUCUGGAUCUUUAUUUAUUUUUAAUACUGUAUUGGGUAGUGCAUUAUUAUGUUUUAAUGCUAAUAGCAAAUACUUUAAGAAAUUAAUUAUCUUAUGUAUUUCCAUGAUUAUGACUGUAUGUGUACUUUUAAAUUUCACUAAUAAUAAUAUAUUAAUAAUUAUUAUUAUUAGUCUAAUUGGCUUCUGGUCAGGUCCUAUUCAACCAAUAUCCGUUGAAAUGGCAUCCAUAGCAGUCUACCCAAUAAGUUCUAAUUUGUGUACUUCCAUACUGCAAGUAGUUUCAUUUACUGUCAGUGCUAUUUUUAUAUCGCUUUUUUCAUAUAUAUCAAAAUAUUAUAACAUCACUAUUUUGGUUUUUUUUUUAUCCAUUUUUAUGUUGGCAAUUAGUCUAAAUAUACAAACUAUCAGAAAAAAACCUAUAAAUGCUUUAACUUUUUCUAUUAGAAGUGGACUUAUAAAAAGAAAUACUUUUCAUACACAUAAGUUUGGAGAUUUUUUUAAUAAUAAUGAUAAUACUCAAGAAUUAUUAGAAAACUAUAAUGAUUUAUCAAUGCUUCCAUCAGAUUCAAAAAUUCUUGAUGAUUAUUCUAAUCCACCAUCUGUAUUAAGAAUGUAUUCUCAUUUUUCAUCUACUCCUCGGAAUUCAUCAACUAGUACAUCCAAAUAUAGUAAUAAAUCAGAAGAAAGUAUUUUCAAAAUAAAAGAAAUGAAAAAUAAUUGUAUAGAAGACUUUUAUAAAAUUCAUCUGAGUAAAAAAUUAAAUCUUCAAAAUUUAAGAAAGGAACUUUUAUUUUACGAUCACAAAAUGGAAACAUUAAACAAAACAACUAAAUCAUAUUCAAAUAUUAAUUACGAUGAUUACAAUACGAUUUGUAAAUAUGAUAUUAAAAAAAUGAAUGCUAUGAAUUACUAUUCUAUUUAA